Messenger RNA from Carassius carassius (crucian carp), 2779 nucleotides. RefSeq names its product sodium- and chloride-dependent creatine transporter 1-like. The coding region runs from base 430 to 2388 and encodes 652 amino acids. Gene Ontology annotation, cellular component: membrane. The transcript is spliced from 14 exons. Lineage: Eukaryota; Metazoa; Chordata; Actinopteri; Cypriniformes; Cyprinidae. Gene Ontology annotation, biological process: sodium ion transmembrane transport. The record is from RefSeq and is a predicted model, not a curated record.
CGCCGGGCGUGAUAGCACGGACGCAGCGAACGGAGCGCCGCGCUGAUGCUUCGAGCUCGAGCAGUGUAAAUCCAGCGAGGCAGGCGGCGACCUCACACCUGCUUAUCUGUUAUAUUACCGAACCAAACCGCGAGAUUCCUUAAGACCUACCGCCAUUCGCGUUUAACCAACAUCCAUGCGAUUCUUCAGGCUCACCUUUAAGUGCUUUGUCGACUGCUUCUGAGAGCCUUAUAUUCCUCGUCUGCCGGCGACGCACGUCAAUUAUUAUAAUUCAGAGCUCAAUCUCGUCCACAUUCUGCUGAAGAUCAAUUCUACACAAACAAUCAGACCGCAAACCCACGGGAAAGUAAUAAACCACGCGAAUUAAAAACAAAUAAAUAAAUCAAACGCGAAGAACCGUUAUUUGUGAAUCUGAGGCGCGCACGCGGCAUGUCGCCAGAAGAGCACUUCUCCAAUGAUUGUGGCACAUGUGAGGAUGAGUCUCAGGAGGAAGCAGAAGUCGCACGUCCUUUGGUAUCAGAGACUGAGGGGUCCAGUGUGGAGGUUGCUGAGCCCAGAGCUGGCACAGGUCUGAUCGAGACCGGUGACCCCGCAUCAGAACUGGGGCGUUCGGAGAGACAGACCUGGAGCAGGCAGAUGGACUUUAUCAUGUCCUGUGUUGGUUUUGCUGUUGGCCUUGGAAACGUCUGGAGAUUUCCUUACCUCUGUUAUAAGAAUGGAGGAGGUGUGUUUCUGAUCCCCUAUCUCCUGAUGGUGGUUGUUGGAGGUGUUCCAGUCUUCUUCCUGGAGAUCGCACUGGGUCAGUUCAUGAAACAGGGUGGGGUCGCCACGUGGAACAUCGUGCCUCUUUUUAAAGGGCUUGGAUUGGCAUCAAUGGUGAUCGUGUUCUUCUGCAACACCUACUACAUCAUGGUUCUGGUGUGGGGCCUGUAUUUUCUGGCUCACUCCUUCACUUCCCCUCUGCCGUGGGCAACAUGUGGACACGAGUGGAACACGGCCAACUGUACCACUAACUUCAGCCGCGUGUGUCUCAAUCAGUCACUGUCCUCUUCCCCUCCCAACGUCUCCUCGCUCAACACCAGCUGUCUGGAGCACACGGGUUUGAGAUCAUCUGUUAUGGAGUUCUGGGAGCGUAAAGUCCUCCGUCUGUCUGGCGGUUUGGAUGAAGUGGGUGACAUCAACGGUUACUUGGUCUUGUGUCUGCUUGCUACAUGGGUCAUCGUCUACUUCUGCAUCUGGAAGGGUGUUAAGUCCGCUGGAAAGGUUGUAUAUUUCACUGCGGUGUUCCCGUAUCUGGUCCUGGUGGUCUUGUUUGUUCAUGGGGUCUCACUGCCAGGAGCUGUUAAUGGCAUUAUUUACUACCUGAAACCAAACUGGAGCAAACUCUCAGAGGCACAGGUAUGGAUUGAUGCUGCCACACAGAUCUUCUUUUCUUAUGCUAUCGGUCUGGGGGCCCUGACGGCUCUUGGGAGCUACAACCGAUUCAACAACAACUGUUACCAGGAUGCAUUCAUUCUGGCUCUCAUAAACAGCGGCACCAGCUUCUUUGCAGGAUUUGUGGUUUUCUCAGUUUUGGGAUUCAUGGCGGCCGAACAAGGCGUUGACAUCAGUAAUGUAGCAGAAAGUGGUCCUGGUUUAGCGUUUAUUGCCUAUCCAAAAGCUGUGUCGCUAAUGCCUUUAGCGCCGCUGUGGGCAGUGCUGUUCUUUCUCAUGCUUCUGGUGUUGGGAUUGGACAGUCAGUUUGUUGGUGUUGAAGGCUUUAUUACUGGAAUAAUGGACAUGCUGCCCCCAAAGUCAUUCCUCGGCUCUCUGCGUCGUGAAGUUGUUGUUGCAAUAUGCUGCUUUGUUUGUUUUACUAUUGAUCUUUCCAUGGUAACAGAGGGAGGGAUGUAUGUGUUCCAGCUGUUUGAUUAUUACUCCGCGAGUGGGAUUACUCUGCUCUGGCAGGCCUUCUGGGAGUGUGUGGUGGUGGCCUGGGUGUAUGGUGCUGAUCGCUUCAUGGACGAUGUGGCCCGUAUGAUCGGCUAUCGUCCUCUGCCGUAUAUGAAGUGGUGCUGGUCUUACGUCACUCCGGUAGUAUGCAUGGGUGUUUUCUUGUUUCAUGUGGUCAACUACAAGCGAUUAGUGUAUAAUGCGGUGUAUGUGUACCCGUGGUGGGGUGAGGUGCUGGGCUGGUUUCUCGCGCUCUCAUCCAUGCUUUGCAUUCCUCUCACCGUCCUCUACAAACUGCUGCACUGCAAAGGCUCUCUCAUGGAGCGUUGGCAGCAUCUGACGACACCUGUCUGGGGUCGACAUCACCUCGAGUUCCUUCCACCUGAGAAUGAAGCCAGACUUCUACCAAAGGCAGAAGAGAAUAAAAACACACUGUUAUAUGAAAGUGUCAUUUAAUAUCCUGGCCAGCACUAGCAAAUGAUCAAGGCCUUGUGCACACAUACACACAGUGGUGUUCGCUCUGUCAUGAUCAAGAGAAUCAUUCAAGUCAAGUCCAUACUACACAGCAGAGCAUCUAUAUGCCAUUAACAUACACCGUCAUCCCACUAAAGCACUUCAACUGCAGCAGAGCCUGCGCAGUAAUAAUGCUGAUCUUCUCUCAGUGUGUUAUAUUUCAAAAGAAGGCCUCAGAGAAGCUCAUCACGCAUGCUUGUGUUUGAGUGACCGUUAUCUGCCAGUGUGCUGAUGUUGUUCAGUAUUAUGUCUUUGUGUUUGGUGAGAUCUUACAGCAGUGUUGUGGAGCAGAGAGUGGGCUAAUUAUUUAUUAAAACCCAUUUUCAGACCAAAA